UAAAGAGAGAGAGCAUAAGGUGUCGUGCUCGUGCUACAAUUUAAAAAUGGUGGCUACAAACUUCUAUUCUAUUACUAAAAACUGUAUUAUUACUUUAAAUUAUCUGUAAAAAUAAUUUUGUUAAUAAAAUAAGUAAUUUAAUAAUAAAUAUAAAUAUAAAAUGGCACUUUGCAUUAGAACAGUUCCAAGUAAAUUACUGUCUUUUGUUGGAACAAUAAGUCAGACGCAGCUUGAUCACCGGUUGACAAAACUAAUCGGCACAUCUUCGCUUUUACAUGAGGUCCAUUAUACACCGAAAAAAAAUCCACAGGAUAAUUAUACACUGGCAUCAGUAUACAAAACUACAGAUUAUUUAAAAAAUAUAAAUAAAAUUAAUAACGAAGUCAAAUUGUAUGCAAACGUGUCACAGUUACCAAAAAGAACAGCAGAUUUACCUCAGGAUGAAUUUUCAAGUGACAAAACCAAGGAUCAUAUUCCGGGGCAAGCUCCUUCAGAUCAACUGAUGCGUGUUUACAAGACACUUCAAACAGAUCUGCCGAGAUUUUUCACCUCAAUAAUGGACUACAGAAUUUACCACCGAGAUAUCGAGUUUAUUAAUCAUUUCAAAGGCACCGCUACACAAGGACUCAGUAGUUACAUGAAACAAAUAUUAUUAUUGAGAGUAGGAGGACAUUUGAUGUACGCGAUGGUUAAACUAGAAGUACUAAAAAUUACAGUACAUCCUGAAGACAGUACUGUCAGAGUUAGAUGGAGGAUAAGAGGCCUGUCUGCUUUCAAAGCGUUUUUUAAUUUUUGGAAAUUCAAGUGGUUGAAGAGUGUCGGCGGUAUAUCGUCAUUGGAGACGUGGUAUGAUGGAUUUUCUACAUUUUAUGUAAACGCAGAUGGUUUAGUGUACAGACAUGUAGCUGAUAAGAUGAUGCCUGAUGAAGAAACAGAACCAAUAAAAGCAAAACCAGAUAUUGCCGCUAAAUUAGCAGCAUGAUUCGGGCUUCUAGGAUUUUCAAAGAGGCUCUAUUGUUAUUUGUCCAACAAAAAAUAUUAAAAAUUAAACUGAAUCAAUACAUU
Messenger RNA from Microplitis demolitor, 1065 nucleotides. RefSeq lists its product as uncharacterized. The record is from RefSeq and is a predicted model, not a curated record. The transcript is spliced from 5 exons. Bases 161 to 982 code for a protein of 273 amino acids. NCBI's taxonomy places the organism in Eukaryota, Metazoa, Arthropoda, Insecta, Hymenoptera, Braconidae.